UCAGCCCACAAUCACACACACUCUAUCUCUCUCCACCGACUAUUCCCUUUUCACUCCUAUAAAUACACCCCUCUGCUACAGAAGCCUACUCAACUGAAAGCUCCACAAACUUCUUUUCUCCCAGUCUCUGCUCAUAGUAAAUUAAAGAUAUUACACACUAAGGUCAAUUAAUGGAAGGAGGGAACAGUUCUACUGAAUAUAAGAAAGGGUUGUGGACAGUGGAGGAGGACAGAAUUUUAAUGGAUUACAUAAGGGUUCAUGGCAAAGGGAAGUGGAAUCGUGUAGCAAGAGCGACAGGACUGAAGAGAUGCGGCAAGAGCUGCAGAUUAAGAUGGAUGAAUUAUCUUAGUCCUAGCAUUAAGCGUGACAAUUUCUCGGAGGAAGAAGAUGACCUUAUCAUUCGGCUCCAUAAGCUACUUGGCAAUAGGUGGUCCUUAAUUGCUGGUAGGGUCCCCGGAAGGACAGAUAAUCAAGUGAAGAAUUACUGGAACACUCAUUUGAGCAAAAGGCUUGGGGUCAAGAAAGGAAAAUGCAAAGCCAGUGGCCCUUCUCCAGUAUUGUCCGCGGAAUUAAGGAAAGAUUCCAAUGCCUCGCCAAGUUCCAACUGUGCAAAGAGCCCUGCUUGUGAUGCGGGGGUUACAGGCCAGAAUGCCAUGGAAUAUGGGUAUAAGAGUUUAGUGGAGCUUACUAGCAGGCAAGGGAUGACAAUGGGCGAUUGGAGCAACUCUUUUUUGUUCUUGAAUGAUAAUGACCCAAAUCUUUAUACCCCCAAUUUGAUGGAAUUCCUAGAUGAAUCUCCGGAUUUUGUUGGGUAUGAUUUUUGAUUUCCUUUUCAUUCUGUAUCUCAAAAACACCUUAUUAAUAAAUAAUUUUCUUUUUUCAA
Messenger RNA from Hevea brasiliensis (rubber tree), 883 nucleotides. Its product is annotated as transcription factor WER. Lineage: Eukaryota; Viridiplantae; Streptophyta; Magnoliopsida; Malpighiales; Euphorbiaceae. The coding region runs from base 171 to 824 and encodes 217 amino acids. The transcript is spliced from 3 exons. The record is from RefSeq and is a predicted model, not a curated record.